AACAAAAAACGGAAUGUGAAAUUACAUUAAAAGUUUUUAGAAGAUUACCACCCACCCAGGGAAUACAAAAAUAGAAAUCAGAAACGAAACUUUAUCAAAAGACUCAUUGUCAGUUUGUUAAACUGUGAUAAAAACCUACUCACACUGUUUUAGUUCAAAACAAGAUUUAAGAUUUGUUUUAAAAACUUGCAAAGGCUCACAUAAGACUAAUUUCGUCGCUGCUCUCCACGAAAAUACACUCACUGAUGAUGUCAUCGUUCUCACGAUAGUUUAUUGGAGGAGGGUCAGUCCGACAUUGCAUUACACGGACGCCACGCUCUGUCUCAGCGUAAAGAAGCGUUUCAUUUUUUGAGAUCCUCGUCUCGUUUGUUCUUUCAACGAGAGGACGGUUUAUCCACGUUUCAGGCUAUCACGACAUCUGCACGAUGGCGCAUCAGAUCCGAGUGUUGUUCAGGAGCGGGUACGUUUCCGUAUUUCUCUGUCUUUCUGCCAUCCUGAACAUAGUAUCUACCGUCAACCAUUAUUCUGUUCCCGAAGAAAUGGAGGAAGGCUCUGUCGUUGCUAAUUUAGCAACUGAUUUGGGAAUAGAUGUGAAGACGCUAAAGGGAAGGAAAAUGCGCGUAGACGUUGUAGGCAAUAAGAAAUACAUCGAUAUCAACAAAGACACAGGAGAGCUGUUUAUCUUUGAAAGGAUAGACAGAGAGUUGUUAUGCCUGAAGACGUGCUUUCUGAAAUUAGACGCUACAAUUGAAAAUCCAAUACGAAUGUUUAAUAUCGAGGUGGAAAUCACGGAUAUUAACGACAACGCUCCUCAUUUUCGACGGGGGACGAUGCACCUGGACAUCUCUGAAUCAAGCCCCGUUGGAGAGAGAUUCUCAUUGAAUAAUGCUGCAGAUCCAGAUGUUGGAACGAAUUCUGUGAAAAAUUACUAUCUGAGCACAAGUGAACAUUUCUCCAUUGAAAUUCAGACUGGGCGAGAUGGGACAAAGUUUGCUGACUUGAUUCUGAAAAAAGCUUUAGAUAGAGAGCAGCAGGCUGUUCAUAAUCUAAUACUCACUGCUGUGGACGGUGGAGUGCCCACGCGCACAGGUACAGCCAGCAUCAUUGUUCGCGUGCUUGAUGUGAACGACAACACCCCUUCAUUUGACAAAGACAUAUAUAUCGUAGAUGUAAUGGAAAACUCCCCGAUAGGCAGUCUAGUAGUAAAACUAAACGCCACUGAUUUAGAUGAAGGCUCAAAUUCCGACAUUGUUUAUUCAUAUAGUUUAUAUACAUCAGAGAGAACGCAACAGAUGUUUAACUUGAAUCCAGAAAAUGGUGAAAUCAGAGUGAAAGAGAUGAUAAAUUAUGAAGAUUUAAAGCUUUAUGAAAUGGAGGUUAUUGCUAGUGAUAAGGCUAACUCCCUUUCUGGACAGUGUAAACUGACAAUACAGGUGACAGAUAUGAAUGACAACCACCCAGAAAUAUCCAUCAAAUCAUUUCAAAGUCCAAUAAAAGAAAAUGAACCGAUAGACACAGUGAUAGCAGUAGUUAGUGUCAGCGAUAAAGACUCAGGUGAUAAUGGAGUGGUUGAUCUCCAUAUUCCAGAUAACAUGCCUUUCAAACUGAGGGAGUCCUCUGAUAACUAUUAUGAAUUAGUGGUGUCAGAGCCAUUAGACCGUGAGAAGGUUCCAGAAUAUGACAUCACGUUCACCGUGACAGACAGAGGUUCUCCUCCUUUAUCUGAUAAUGAAACUAUGACGUUAGAGCUGCUGGAUGUGAAUGACAAUGUCCCACAGUUCCCUCAGUCAUUUUAUACUAUACGUGUAAUGGAGAAUAACGCACCUGGGGCCUUGCUCAGUUCCCUCACUGCGUUUGACCCUGACCUCCAUGAAAACCAGUAUCUAGUUUAUUUCAUCCUAGAGAAGGAGAUAGCCAACACCUCCAUGUCCAUGCUGUUCUCCAUCAAUCCAGAGAACGGUAAUCUUUACGCACUAAAAACCUUUGACUAUGAGAUCGAGAAGGAGUUUCUUUUCCACAUCGAGGCCAGAGACUCUGGCUCUCCUCCACUCAGCAGUAACGUGACGGUCCACAUCCUCAUUGUGGACCAGAACGACAACGCUCCUGUUAUUGUUUCUCCGUGGCGCGCGCACGGCUCGGUGGUGGAGGAAAAGAUCCCCAGAUCCACCGAUAAAGGCUCUCUGGUUGCCAAGGUGAUAGCCUUAGACACCGACUCGGUGCACAACUCUCGGAUUACCUACCAGUUCCUCCAGGUGACUGACGCCACCUUGUUCAGUCUGGACCAGUACAACGGAGAGAUCCGGACUAUGAGGAUGUUCAGCUACAGAGACCCGCGCCACCAGCGGCUGGUUGUUGUUGCCAAGGACAACGGGGAGCCUGCUCUCUCUGCUACAGUCACCAUCAAGCUGUCCACAGUGGAGACUGUCGUUAAGGCCCACUCUGACAUGACUGAGGUGCCUCUGGAAUAUGACAUCUUUUCAGACCUAAACCUGUAUCUGGUCAUCGGUCUGGGCUCGGUGUCGUUCCUCCUGCUGAUCACCAUAUUGGUCACCAUCGUGCUCAAGUGUCAGAAACCCAAGCCCAGCAAAGCGGCUCCUCCCUGCAGGAACAGUGUGAUCAGUGAGAGGAACUCCACCAUCGCAGAUUCCACUCUGGUCUCCAACGAUGCCUACUGGUACAGUCUGUUCCUAGCAGAGACCCGGAAAGGAAAGCUGGUGGUUAGACAGCCUGUGCCAAAGGGCUCCAGAUACAUCGUGUCCAGUUUACCAAGAGGCACAGGACUGACAGACACUAGUGACUCAGCAGCUUCCACUCUGCAGGGUUCCACCAGCAGCAGCAGCGGUUCGACAUAACACAUCUCCAGCUGCGUACUGGAUUGACCCUGAAAGCAGAGCUUCACAGAGGAACGGAAAAACCACCUACCCAUAUCCCCCACCCCCCACAUCCAUCCUGUUCAGUCGGAUCUGUGUUUCCUCACAAUGUGUAGUUGUCAAGCUAAAACAACUAGUGGACCAUUGUGGCUAAUUAUGAACACAACCCUCCCCCUCUCUUUCUUUAAGCACAUGACAAGCCAAUCAACAAUGCCUCUAUGUCCAUUCAAUAUGCAUGAUAUGGGUGCAUGGCUGUAACCACACUACAAGACUUUCAUACAAAAAAGUUCAAGAGGAGACACUCGCAAAGACAAAGGCUGUACGAAAAAUUGCACCUGCGGAUUUUUAAAGAAGCAUCAACAAGGACUAUUAAGAGUGGACAUGGACAUGUUCAAAUGCCUUUAAGAGACUGUUUUCUCUCUCUAAAAAUGAACAUGUUGGAUAUUACAUUUGUAACCUCUGUGCUUUGUCUUGCUCCAUUACAGCAUUAAUGUAUAACAACUUAACUAAGAAGUAACACAGCACAAUUAACUAAAUGUCAAAAAAGCACCUAACUAGAAUUUAAAAGUAUGUAAACAAAAGGGAAUCAGUAUUUAUAAGUGUGGUAGCUUUUAGUCAUUUUAUGUUUUGUACUUGACUUUGUGCUUUAAAUGUGAGUUAGGCUUAAAAAUAUGAAUGAGUGUGCUGAGAGAUUAAGUUAAGGAAACCAGUAUAUUAAAUAGAUGAGAGUGAGGCCUUCAGCCAUUAUGUAUCUGCCUUUCAGUUGUUUCUGCAUGGGAUAAUCAAAUUACUUUAAUAGCUUUAGAUAUUUUAUAAUAUUGAGAAAUCCAUUUGCUGUAGUUAUACCUUACUGUUUUAUUUUUUAAAAAAUUUGGAAGAUUCAGUUUUAAUGACCACAAUGAAGAAGUACAACAGUAUCACUUGUUUCUAUGGAUUCAGAAAGUUAGGUGUACUCUCAGCUUCAAUAUAAAUUAACAAUGUGCUUGAAUACAAUGCCCACGUGGACAUUACUGGAGAAUAGGAGUCUAGGGGAUUAAUCAUAGUGAACAAAGUGAGUUCUUGAGAAUGGUUGGAUGACUAUCUCUUUAUGACUACUGUUUCACUUUUUUUAACUUUCACAAACUAUGGCUGUUCCUUAAUUCCAAUGUCUUCUGAGAUUGUGUUACAAGUUAAAAAUUCACGUUCAUCAUGACUUAAUGUUUACUUUACAAUAGUGAAAUCCUGAAUACUGCUCAUGUGUAUUACUGACUACUGUAUGUAUAUGCAUAUAUAACAUAAAUAGUAAUAUAGGUAUGACUGACAUAUAUACAUCUGAAUCUAUAAAUAUGAUUUUCUUUUUCAAUACCAAUAGUGAACUUUGUAUGUGCCAACUAUGUGCAACACUAAAAUACAUCAUGUUGUCACACAACUCUUUAGCACAGUUCAGAUUGCAUUACUUGUAUAAAGUUGUAAUGUUUUACAGGCAAACAUAUACAAUAAGUGCUUUUUGUGGUUCAGUGGUACUUUUAUGGUGCAACAUGUAGUAACUUGUGUAAUGUGAGUUUAUUGUAUGCUACGGUUUGGUCGUUUUUGAUUUAUUAAAUACACAACAAAA
Messenger RNA from Etheostoma spectabile (orangethroat darter), 4464 nucleotides. It is a transcript of the gene pcdh2a7, whose product is annotated as protocadherin alpha-C2. The record is from RefSeq and is a predicted model, not a curated record. Gene Ontology annotation, cellular component: plasma membrane. NCBI's taxonomy places the organism in Eukaryota, Metazoa, Chordata, Actinopteri, Perciformes, Percidae. Gene Ontology annotation, molecular function: calcium ion binding. Gene Ontology annotation, biological process: homophilic cell-cell adhesion.